AUGAGUAAAGAAGAAUCAGAAUUAAAUGAGAUAUGGAAAGCAUUUCAAGAUGAGAUAAAGGAUCAACCAAUAGAUAACAAACAUACUAAAACAACGAAUGUAAAUGAUAAUAUAAAAACUGAAGAAUUUCCUACAAGACUAAGUAUAAUAACUGCCAUGGAUGAAUUAAUUGAAUGUUAUGCAAUUGGAGGACAAGUUAGAAAUUAUUAUAGAUAUGGAGCAUAUGAUGAUUGUAAAAGACAAAGAGAAAAAUUUUGGUUUUCCCUAAAAUAUGGAACAUUACAAGAUAAAGAAAAUCCAUUAAAUACUUCUAAAAUACAAGAAUUUUAUAAAGAAAGAUUUUUGCAAGAUAGAUCAAGAGGAGGUAGUUCUGAAGAUAUAUGGGAUUUACGUAGAGAAUUAUUAGAUGAUCCAUUUAAUAAACAUUAA
This is a messenger RNA of Insectozyma verbasci, 429 nucleotides long. The record is from the annotation of a GenBank genome assembly. NCBI's taxonomy places the organism in Eukaryota, Fungi, Ascomycota, Pichiomycetes, Serinales, Debaryomycetaceae.